AUGCCAAUGAAAGUGGAGCCGUCAUCCCAAAAACCCUCAACUGUUAUGGGAAUUACAUCUGUUGUUAAUAACCCUGAAAAAGCUGUAACCCAGAAAAUGGAUAUUCUUAUGCUUUUGAAUCCUUCAGAUGCCGAAGUAAAAUCAGAAGGACACCCUGAUAACGACAUGCCUGAUUCGAAGAUCGAUCUUGACAUUCAACAUCACCAGCCUUCGACCUAUGUACAACAGGUAUUCAGCGGACAUUCUUCAGAAUCUUUAUUCCAAUAUCAAGCUCGGCUCGAAAGAACCGAAGCUCAAAAUGAUGCUACACGAAGUGGAAGAACACAACUUCCUCCGGCCCCUAUUCAUAGCCGUCCCACGUCCUUCAAUCCGAUCAACGCCCACCAUAGAUUCAUAAACCCGUAUCCUUUACCCCCAAUCUAUUCUCUUCCAAAUGACAGAUAUCAUUCCCGAUCUCUAAGUCAUUGUCACCGCCAUGACCGUCACCAUUAUGAUCGUCAUCAGCCUCCCCACCGUCGUCAUUCCCAACCAGUCUCUCCAUCUGACAAGAAGAAGCCUCGCAGCAACAAGGCUUACUCUCUUGAAGAGGUCGAUUUCAUUCGUUACCACAAAGAAGACUUGAACAAGCACUGGCCCGAGGUUCUACUUUGCUUCAGAAAGCAUUUCAAAGUAUAUCAAAGAGAGUCAGAGCAAUGUCUUUCAUCGAGAUACUACAGGGAUAACAACAUCAGGAUGUACGAUGAAACCGGCAGAGUAAUGCGAGAUGAGAAUGGAAGAAUCAGAUAUAUCUCAGCCAAGGUUCGAAGAAGAGGGACGCCAGCGGGAAGAUUAGAAGGAAUACCAUACACUCUUGUGCAAAAACAUCCAGAGAGAGCCAUGAAAUAUUCUUGGGUCUCGGAACAGCACAGGAAUGAAAUGAGAAGAUUGGCAGAAGAUAUGAAUGAUCAAGACCGAGAGCAAUUCAACUCACUGAGAGCACAACAGUUGAGAAAGGAUGAGCAAGAACGAGGCGCGGUUGAUACCACAUCAGAAUCUGUAGAUGAGUCGAUGGAUGAGUUUAGCGGCUAUGAAGACUCGCCGACACCAUCCAUUGCUCAAUCUUCCCCUCGAUCUUCUCCUUGA
This is a messenger RNA of Botrytis fragariae, 1122 nucleotides long. RefSeq lists its product as uncharacterized. The transcript is spliced from 2 exons. The coding region runs from base 1 to 1122 and encodes 373 amino acids. Lineage: Eukaryota; Fungi; Ascomycota; Leotiomycetes; Helotiales; Sclerotiniaceae. The record is from RefSeq and is a predicted model, not a curated record.